AAGCAAUUGGCUUUGGUAAAGGUGUUGCUUGGCUUAGUUAUACUCUCAAUAGUUUUGCUAUUCUUGUAAAUGUGUAUUCAACAAAUUAUGUUUGGAGUUCUUCAAAAAUCUAUAUCUAUGGCAGUACAUUAACGAAUACAUCGACUCCAGUUUCAAUUUUUCCAAAUAUUCAACAACCUCUCUAUAGUUAUAUGUCGUCUAUUUUUCUCAAUAUUAUUACGACUCCAGACAAUUUAAUUCUUCUCGAUGAUCAAGGUGGUCUCUUUGUUAUUCUGCCAGCUCCCACUGGAUAUUAUUCUUCAACAGUUGGUCCAAGUCAACAAAUUGUACCUGCAUUCUCUUCACAAUUACCAUGUAUUCCUGGUACAUACAAGAAUACUACAAGUAUUGGCCGAUGUAUACCUUGUCCAGCAGGAACAAAAAAUGAUGGAACUAAUCUUACAAUAGCAACUUGUAUCAAUUGUGCAGCAAAUACGUUCUGUCCAUUUGGUUCUACAAGUGAUUCUAUCUCAAAUGAUAUGUUAAGUAAUGUUAUCCAAGCAGUUGCUUAUCCAUCAUCACCAUCAAUUAGCGGAAUAGAUGAUAUCCUCUUUUUUACAUUGUUUUCAAUUGGAUCAUCUUCACGUUGUGUUGCUCUUUCGCCAAUAUUUUGGGCGUUAAUCGUUGGUGCUAUUGUAGUUCUCAUUGGUAGUACAAUGCUUGCAAUGAAACAUUGCAUUAAAAAUCCAAAAGUAGCAGAUAAAUAUAAUAUAUUAGAGACCAUAUUUAAACAAACAGAUUUUAUUGGCGCAGGUGAAAUGUGGGUUGGAGGUCUUGCUACAUUUUGUGUUUUAGUACUUAUUAUUUCUUGUUAUGUAUUCAGUGCUAAAUAUUAUAAUUCAUAUCCAAUUGAAACAGCUGGACCAUCGACAUACACAUGUGAUACAACUAUACGUAAUGCAUUAUUUUCUUCAGGUUUACAAUCGUUGUCGGUACCAAUCUCAAGUACCAUUCAGACAAUAGUUGACUUAUUAAACAAUCAAUCAGUUAAUCUCAAUGUCGCUUUUAUUAAUACAGUCUAUAAUUGUACAUCAGAUACAGUUACAUUGACUUAUCUUAAAGGUACAACAUGGAUACCGAUCACGACAGGUCUCACAUGUAAUUAUUCAAACUAUAUAGUUUCAUAUAGUGCUCUUUUACCAUUUCGAGAUAUUACUAUACGAUUUAAUUUACCUAAUAUAUAUACAAUUGGUGGAGUACGCAUUGGUCUUAGUGCACCUGGUCAAGUUCAAUCUUCUACAGUAACACUCCAAGCUUUAAACUUUUCUCAAACAUUUAGUCAAAGUGGACGUAUGCUAGGACAAGAUGCAAAUAUCGCUCUCUCUUUGACGAAAGUAAUUAAUGAUACAAGUCCACUUGUUACUGAUGAUGAUGAUAUAUUAAGUGGUCUUUGGAUUAGUUCAUUUAUAGUAAAUUACUAUGAAUCUUUUUUUGCAGACAGUGAUUAUUUGAAUGCACCAGCUGGAACAUCAACAAAUUUGACAAUAAUCAUUAGUGAAACAUCUUACUAUAUAUUAAAUGAACAAUCACCAAUCGCUCGAUUACCUAUAAUGAUUUAUCAUAGUUUUCUAUUUACAACAACAGCUGUUGGAUCGUUCACUUUCGUAUUUGUUAUAUUUAAAUUGGUAGUUUUACCAGUUAUACUUUUACUCAUCCGUAAAUGGAAAUUGAAAUUCGGUAAAAAUAAUCAAAUUAGUAGUAAUAAUAAUAGCAGCAAUCAAUCUAAGCUUACUAAUAAUGAUUUGAAAAUCUCAAGUUCUAACUUAAAUUUGCAGGAGUAUGAUCAACACAAACAUAAUGAUUCUAUUACUAAUGAUAGUAUUCUUAUUCAAGAGCAAUCGUUCGCUUCAAAUCAAGAUAUUAAUCGUGAUGAAUAUAACAGUCAACUAUAA
This is a messenger RNA of Adineta steineri, 1931 nucleotides long. The record is from the annotation of a GenBank genome assembly. NCBI's taxonomy places the organism in Eukaryota, Metazoa, Rotifera, Eurotatoria, Adinetida, Adinetidae.